This is a messenger RNA of Ciona intestinalis (vase tunicate), 1969 nucleotides long. The record is from RefSeq and is a predicted model, not a curated record. NCBI's taxonomy places the organism in Eukaryota, Metazoa, Chordata, Ascidiacea, Phlebobranchia, Cionidae.
AUUGCAUCAUGUGAUAUCAGAUCUAAUAGUUUGCAAUCGUUUUUUCCUUUUUAUUUACCGUAUAGGCAGUUAAUUAUUUAGGUUGAAUCUGUUUUAAAACUAAUCAUGUUGAGGUACAAGAGCAUAUCUUCAUUAUCAAAGAACUUCUUUUCCACAAGCACCAGAUGCGCCAGCGUUCCUGUAGCUAACACAAAGCUUUUUAUUGAUGGCAAGUUUAUUGAUUCUACAACCGACAAAUGGAUUGAUCUUCACAACCCUGCCACGAAUGAAGUGAUUACUCGGGUACCUGAAGCCACACAAGAUGAAAUGUUUGCGGCAGUUGCUGCAGCUAAACGUGCAUUCCGUGGUUGGGCUGAUAGUUCAGUACUUCAUAGACAGCAGAUUAUGUUCAAAUACCAACAGUUGAUUAAAGAUAAUAUGAAAGAGCUUGCAGAGUCGAUCACUAAAGAACAAGGCAAGACAUUGGCCGAUGCAGAAGGAGAUGUAAUGCGAGGGUUACAGGUUGUGGAACAUUGUUGUAGCAUCACAAACCUCAACCUUGGUGAAACAAUGACAUCGGUUGCUAAAGACAUGGACACUUUAACUUAUCGAUACCCACUUGGUGUAUGUGCUGGCAUCACACCAUUUAAUUUCCCUGCCAUGAUUCCAUUAUGGAUGUUUCCAAUGGCCAUGGUAUGUGGCAACACAUAUGUACUCAAACCCUCAGAGCGAGAUCCUGGUUGUACCAUGUUGUUGGCCCAACUUGCACAAGAUGCAGGUGUGCCAGAUGGAGCACUUAACGUUAUACAUGGAGCACAUGAUGCCGUUAACUUUGUGUGUGACAACCCUGAUAUUCGAGCCGUGUCAUUUGUUGGCUCCAAUCAAGCUGGUGAAUAUAUUUACGAUCGAGCAACUAAGACUGGCAAACGUGUCCAAUCAAACAUGGGGGCAAAGAAUCAUGGAAUUAUUAUGCCGGAUGCUGCUAAGGAAAACACUUUAAACCAAUUGACUGGAGCUGCGUUUGGAGCAGCAGGCCAGAGGUGUAUGGCUCUCUCUACCGUUGUGUUUGUGGGUGAAUCAAAAGAAUGGAUCACUGAUAUAAAGGAGAGAGCUGAAAAGUUGACUGUAAAUGCAGGCGACCAGGCAGGAGCAGACCUAGGUCCUCUCAUUUCACCAGAAGCAAAAGAUCGAGUUUGUCGUCUUAUACAGAGUGGAGUUGAUGAAGGGGCAAAUAUACUUUUGGAUGGAAGGAAUGUUAAUGUUAAGGGAUAUGAGAAUGGAAACUUCGUGGGACCAACUAUUAUCACCAAUGUUACUACUGACAUGACUUGUUAUAGAGAAGAAAUAUUUGGGCCAGUAUUGGUUGUACUUGAGGCUGAUACAUUAGAUGAUGCAAUUAAUAUUACUAAUGCUAACCCAUAUGGUAAUGGAACUGCUAUCUUCACAAGGAGUGGUGCAACUGCAAGAAAGUUUAUCAAUGAUAUAGAUGUUGGGCAAGUUGGAGUAAAUGUUCCAAUACCAGUUCCCCUUCCAAUGUUUUCAUUCACUGGCUCGCGUGCCUCGUUCAGAGGAGACACUCACUUUUAUGGCAAAGAGGGUAUCCAGUUUUACACCCAAUUGAAAACCAUCACCCAGUUAUGGCGAGAAGAAGACGUGGAACAUUCCAAACCUGCAGUUGCAAUGCCUGUUAUGCGUUAAACACUCGAUAUCGCAAAAUCACAAAGUUUACCUUUUUAAAUUCAAUUUUAAGCCAAUUAAAUCGUGAUUAAUAUUUUAUUUAACCGUUCCAAAAGUUUAUAGUUUGAUUGUUUAGUUCUGUGUCAAGUAUCUGUAUUUGCUUUAAGGUUAAUUAUGAUAACUAACUGGGAGUGUUAAACAAAAUAUUGAAGUAGUCGCACAUUUAUUAAGAGAUUGUGCAAUUUAUAAACCUGACUAUUGUACAGUGUUUUUUGGUGUUGUGUAAUUAUAAUAUAAAAAGCUUGGCUAAUGA